UAGGGUGCUUUUAAAUGACAUUUAAGCGUGUUAAACUGUCACUAAUCGGACUAAACCGAACGCUAAAAGAGUCGUUAGGAGUUAAAAGUGUUAAAGGAGUUAAAGGAACGUGGCAAACCGAACGCAAUGUCUGUGUCUGUGAUGUGAACUUCACCAACUUUGCAUCCAUCAGAGACCAUAAAAUUUUUGUUAAUAGUGAUGGACAUUUUUAGAAAAAUAUUUGGCUUAAAUGAAGAGAAUGAACAUACUCACAAUCAGCACCCUCAUAAUCCUGAAAUAAACGAAUUUUUAAACAACUCCGAUGAGUCUGAUGAUCCCGUUUUUAGAAGAAGUUUUGACGUUUUUACAGAUACAUUACAAAUGCAACAAUAUUUUGAGCAGGAAAUAAAUGAUAUUCUUAAAAGAUUUGGUUUUCAGGGAUUUAGAGAAUUUUCAACCUCCGAUACUCCAAAUAUAUCUUCUUUUGGAAGCAAUCCAUUUGAAAGAGAAGGAACAUCCCAAAAUUUGCGAGACCAGUUUUUGAAACCUGGUUACAUAAAACCCAAGACUUCUUCAGAUUUGAUUGAUAAAGAUUUAGAUGAGAAAGUAAAAACUGGCAAUUUUGACUCUCUGGUAGAUGAAAAGUCGGAAAACACAGUUAUUCCUUAUAAACCUUCCUUACCUAGAAUGGAGUUUAGUUCUCUUGGAUUUUCAGAAAGUUUUAAAUCUGUGUCAAAGCCAGAUGGGAGGCAAAAUUGAAAACAAAGCUGUAUUUCCUUCUAAGGUGCCAUCCAAGAAGAUAUCUUCUAUUGAGAGCAGCACACAUCCUUUCAACAAAGUGACGGGUGUGUGAAAAUCGUUAUUGUCGACCGCCUGCAAUGGCAUCAGCUUCGGUUUUGCCUCUGUGGAUCUCUACAAAACAGCAAGGAUGUAUGAAUCCAUUCCAAAAAAAAUUUAAUGAACCAGUAACCAUACCAGUAAAAACUCUGGUAUGGUACAAAAGCACACACAUUUUCUACAACAUACUGUAGAAGAAAAAUAUUAAAUUUUCUUAAAUUGAAACAAACGAGAUAAAUUGCAAAAUAUAGAAAUUGAAUAACCUAAGCUUACCCAAGACCUACAAAGUAUAGUCACAGCAGCA
Psylliodes chrysocephalus is the source of this 1120-nucleotide messenger RNA. NCBI's taxonomy places the organism in Eukaryota, Metazoa, Arthropoda, Insecta, Coleoptera, Chrysomelidae. The record is from the annotation of a GenBank genome assembly.